CUUCCUCAUCGCGCCAUAAAGCCUUCUUCAUCCCUGCUCAAAUGCUCGUAAAUUCUCUCGUUCCUAAAUAUGCAAUUCUCUCGCCCCUCUCCCUUUCUUCCGUAAAUUCGGGCGAAGAUACUCAUUGACAGUAGGGUUUCACUUUUUUCUUGAUCGAAAAUUAUUUUCGUAAAGCUGAUCUUCCCACCACCACUAUACAUUUAAUCCCAAGAAUCAGCUUCAAAGAAUCCGAUCAGUUUUGAGCACUCCUCUUUGUAUUAGUGAAACAAUGGAUGAAUGGGAAGAUUACGGAACUGCAGAAGCAAACAGCGGUCGAGAUCGACUCAGUGAGUUACCCGACUCUUUAAUUCUUUCAAUCCUUUCAUUGUUGGAUAUGAGAGAUGUUGUUCGGACAAGCAUUUUCUCAAAACGUUGGAGAAAUCUCUGGUCCACCAUCCCCUGCCUUGAAUUCAUCGAACAAACUCCAAGUACUAUUUCUCGUGUUCUUUCACAAUGGAAAUGCCCUAAGAUUCUGAAAUUCCGCUUAUCUUUCCGUAAUUUCACUGAGGGCCUUAGUAUUGAUGUUGAUUCUUGGCUGCUUUUUGCUAUCGAGAAACAAGUGGGAGAGCUUUUUUUAGACUUUUUCAAUAAUGUGCAUGUAUACAGCUUACCUCAGUCCUUGUAUUCAUGCUCGUCUAUUACAAAAUUAACUCUUGAGGAUUGUACGCUGAGAAUUGAGGAGAAUGUGCAGUGGAAUCAACUCAAGAUAUUAAAAUUAGGAUAUCUGAAUCGGUUGAGUGGUGAUGCCAUGAACCAAAUUCUUUUGGGUGCUCCUCGGUUGGAAGAGUUGGUUUUGGAGUAUAUACUAUAUGAUGAUAUUGGUGAAAACGAAAACUUCAAUAUCCGAUCUACUAGUUUGAAGAUGCUGACGAUAAGAGUGGAUCAUGAUUCUCAUUGGCCUAAAACUGCAGUGCUGAGAAUUUGGGCCCCUAAUCUCUUGACUUUUAGUAUUGAUGCUAUUAUUUAUUGUACUUAUUUGUUGGAUGUCCCGUCUUUGACUCAUGCAAUUCUUGAUUUGUCUUACGAUGGAGAUAUAGCAACACGAUUUGAAUUGUUUAAGCAUGUUUUUCGAGGCAUCCGCCUUGUUGAGAAGGUCGAGUUGUUAUCAAAUUGGUUCCUUGAGUUGCUUGUCGAAUUAAAGCACCAAGAUAUGGUUAUGCCGUUGUUAGAUUCUAAGAUUGUAGAGCUCUACUAUAAAGAUUCCAAAGAUAUGCUUGAUUUGGUUGGGAUGAUGUUUCCCAAGCUGGAGAGGUUAAUUGUUCAUCAAUGCAACCAUAAGGAUAUAAUCUCUGUUGAAGAUCUUCCCAUUGCUAUAUGUUAUUCAUUGGUGUCUGCCAAGAUGACUUUUCCCAGUCCCUCUCUUCUCCAUCUAAAGACAUUUGAGGCUACCUGUUCCAUGUGCGACCCUUCAAUAAUUCCGGCAAUAGGAAUUUUGUUGGAAAACGCUCCCGUACUUGAAAAGAUGGUUAUUCGACUAAAACGGCACAAAUCUGAUCCAAAGACAUUCACUUUGGUACGAGAGGCGGUGCUGAGUAUGCCGAGAUCCUCUCCUACUGCACAAGUCAUCAUAAGCUUAGUUCUUAUAUAACUGAUGAGCCAUCCUCUACUUGGAGCUGCGGUAGCAGUUAUUAUUGGGGAGAGCGCGAGGUGGAAUCAGCUCAAUAGUUUCUGUGGAUUCCUUGACUCAUCGACUGAAUAGAAACAUUCAAUCUACUAGUUUGAAGAUGCUCAAGAUAGCCAUGUAUUUGCUUCUGUGUUUAUCUUAUUGUAGAAGAUGAUACAUUUCUGGGAAUUUGGUGCAGUAGUUGGGUAACAUGAUUUGUUGCGAAAAAUGGGUGUGUUUACUUUGGUCGUAUGGAAAAUGAUGGAUAAGAAAAAAUGAGAAAGUAUUAUCAUUUUCUCUUUGUUUUAUCAUAUGGUUAUUAGAGAUGAAAAGAUGAGAAAUUUUUUUUA
This is a messenger RNA of Salvia miltiorrhiza (redroot sage), 1992 nucleotides long. Its product is annotated as F-box/LRR-repeat protein At3g26922-like. Lineage: Eukaryota; Viridiplantae; Streptophyta; Magnoliopsida; Lamiales; Lamiaceae. The transcript is spliced from 3 exons. The record is from RefSeq and is a predicted model, not a curated record. Bases 269 to 1627 code for a protein of 452 amino acids. Gene Ontology annotation, molecular function: protein binding.